Messenger RNA from Nerophis lumbriciformis (worm pipefish), 378 nucleotides. Lineage: Eukaryota; Metazoa; Chordata; Actinopteri; Syngnathiformes; Syngnathidae. The record is from RefSeq and is a predicted model, not a curated record.
AUGACUCUGUACGAAUUGGUGAACGUGCGUGGAUACAGCGAAUUCACCCAGGCUGUAGCAGACAGGCCGGGCAAGAAUAUUUUUGCUUACUUCUGUGGCGACAAAGAUGAGUACGGCAAGAGCUGGUGUCCAGACUGUGUCAAAGCUGAGCCCAUUUUAAAAGGAGCAAUGAGUGCCCUUCCCCAAGACUCGGUCUUCAUCUACUGUCAAGUUGGUGAAAGGAACUACUGGAAGGACCCAAGCAAUGAGUUCAAGACGACGCUGAAGCUGACUGGAGUGCCCACUCUCCUGCGAUAUGGCACCUCCGAGAAGCUGGUGGAGGAGCAAUGCCUCAAAGAGGAUCUGCUGAGGAUGAUGUUCACUGAAGCUGACGACUGA